AUACAAUCAAAAUUAUAAUUUCCUGUUCACGAUCAAAUUCAAUGCAAUCGUCUCCGAUUCUCCUGCAUCGGGUUUCAAAAUUUCCCAUUCAGAAGUUUUUUUCUUCUUUUUCGUUUAAAAAAGUCGUCUGUGGCAAAUUCGAUUUAGGUUGAUGCGAGCUAGGCCCGCUAGGCCCUGGUGCUAUGGCUAGUCAUUGGCUAGUAUGGCUAGACUCUAGUUUCUAAUUUAUAAAUUCUAACCUAAAAUUUUGCUCUGUGGCUGGUUCCUGGACUGGUUUUGGUUUUGAAUUCCAAGUUUUGAACACUUUGAAUUACUUGCACUGUGUUUAGUAUUCUGUUAAUCAGCUGUAUUUGUUUUAACGUUUCCUCUUGACGUUUUUCUUUGUGAAUAAUGCAAGAAUAAUGUCUAUCAGAAGACUCAAACGGUGUUUUGUUCCGACUUGUGAAAACACCAGUGAGAACAACAAAAAUAAACUAUUUAUAUUACUACCAAGUAAACCUGAGAUCCGAAAAAAAUGGUUUACAUCUAUUAACGGAAAAUACAUUACUAAAACUGAUUUAUAUGCAUGUGAAGAUCAUUUUGAUCUGAAAAAUGAUAUGAAGAAUUGGGUGGAAUACAAGCUACUAGCAAAGCGAAUGUUCAUGAAGGAAUCUGCUGUUCCUAGAUUUUUCAUCAACUCACCUAUACCUGAGAAACAAAAAUUUGUAUCUCAAAUAUCAGAUUCAGAAAGAAAACGGAAGAGAGAGGCAAUGGAGAGGUAUACAGAACAAGUAAGGAGACUUGCAAAACGUGAAAACAAUUUUAAUAAUGAAAAUCCAGAUACAAGGCUCAUAGGAAACAUAGGACUUUCAAAGAAAGACUAUUUUGUAGUGCUACAACCAGCAAUCAACUCAGAUGUGGAUGAAACACUGCCAACAACAUCAUCUGCAAAUGAUACUGAAGUUUCCAAACUGUUUUUAGUGCCUGAAGCAUUUUCUCCCAGCAUUAAUAUUGUAAUUUCUGCAGUUCCUGAUCAUGUUGAUCCUCCAUCUGCAUCUCUUAGGUCAGUCAAAAUGAAGCAGAUGUUGUCAUCUGCUGAAAAUUGUUAUUUUGAUAUGACCAAACCACCUUCUAGGAGUAUCACUACUACAAACUUCACUUCAUACACAGCUGGAAGGGUACCACCAAUACCAUCGCCAAUAUCAGACAAAUUCAAAAUGAACAUUUCCCACAAACUAUUUGAUAAGGAAGCAAAAAUCAAGCAAGAACUCCAAGAAGGAGUCACUAUCAAAUUUGAAAGUGUUGAUAUUGAUGAAACUGACUUGGAAACAGACAAUAAAAUAGAUAUACGAGAAACAUGUUUAGCUCCAAUUCAAGAGAAAGUUUUCAAAGUUGAUGGAUAUAAUGAACAAUUCAAUGAUGUAGAAGAAUUGAAAUUUAUGAACACAGUUUCAGUUAACUGUGAUGAUCAUAAUUUAGAAAAUAUUCCUGGUAUUCAGGAUGAAGGCUUUGAAAUUGUGAGAGAAAUUAUUGAUGAAGAAAAUGAAUUAAAACAAGAAUCAUAUGAUAAUAUAGAUAUCAAAAAUGAAAUGGAUGAAGUUGUUACCGAGUAUAUUUUUGCUUGUUCUGUCUGUAAUGAGAUGUAUGAAACCAAGGAAGAAUUGAUCGAGCACAAGAUAGAGACUGCCGAAUGUCAUGAACACAAACAAUGUGAAAAAUGUGGGAUUAAAUCAGAAGAAGGUUUUGCCUGUAUUUGGGACCUCAUGCAACACAUGGAAGCUGAACACAAAGUAGAACAUCUGGACGAUUUGGAGCUGCUUGAAAUUCAGAAGGCUAUUGAUAAGGAGAAAACUAGUGUAAUAUAAGUGUAUUGAUCACGAGAAAACCCACACCGAUGAGAAGCCCUUCAAGUUUCAAGGUUGUCUCAAACCCAUUCUAACUGAUUAGGAACUGCAGAAUUCGAAAAUGCAAUGAUAUACAGGGUGUUUCAUUUGAAAAUCAAAGGUUAUUACCACUCCCGGUGAAACUGGAAAUGGAAAAUAAAACCUUUUUAUGUCAAAACAUGAAGUUUAUCAAGUUGACUGGUCAUUUCAAAUUUUAAAUACUCAACUCUCAAACUAAAUGAAAAACAAGGGGGUGUACCAUGAUCUUGUCACACCUGGUACCUAUAUUGAUUGAAUUUGAAAGGAUGCCCAAAUGAAAAUAAAAUUGGACGGCUUCGAAAGUUCUUUCAAUUAUCCUUAUAAUUUACAACGAAUUCAUCCACCACUCAAUACGACGGACGCACUUUAUUAAAAGCCUAUGUGCAAUAUAUUUUUGAAUUCAGCUCAUCAUGGAGAUUCCAAAAAUUCAAUAACAUAUAUAGGAUGUUUCAUUUGAAAAAUUUUUUGAGGUCGUCACUACUCAAACAUGUAACACCCUGUAUAUUACAUUUUUCUCGCCUUCGGCUUUUAGCUGUUAAGAUGCCAUUCGCGGAAUCACUAGAAGACAAACUGUCAUAAUAAUCACCGAAUAUUUUCGGCUCAACAGUAUCGAUCACUUGUGGUAUUACAUAUUAUGACAAAAGUUUAUGUGGAACAAAAAAACUUCACGAUGCAAAUAUAUGAUAUUAUAUAUGCAAAUACAAGUUAUUUUGUUAAACCAAUUGAAUCGACCGUACGCGACGAAAU
Molecule: messenger RNA, 2648 nt
Organism: Phaedon cochleariae (mustard beetle)
Lineage: Eukaryota; Metazoa; Arthropoda; Insecta; Coleoptera; Chrysomelidae
Source: the annotation of a GenBank genome assembly